This is a messenger RNA of Symbiodinium sp. CCMP2456, 3075 nucleotides long. The record is from the annotation of a GenBank genome assembly. NCBI's taxonomy places the organism in Eukaryota, Dinophyceae, Suessiales, Symbiodiniaceae.
AUGGUGAACCUGAAUGAGUUUCAUGACGAUCUCAGCAAGCGGCUGAAGGCGGUGAACGACAGCCUUCGCCCGCUCGGGGCCUUACCGCCCCUCAAGCUCAGUGAUCCGGUUCUUGCAAGCACUCUUUGCCGGAACUUGAUGGACUCCUUCCGAGAAGGCCCCAUGGCGAAAAAGAUCACGCAGACGUGCGAGGAUCUUGCGGCGCUCCAGAAGCUGCAGUCGGAAGGAGGAGAGGACAAAAGCAAGGACGCGGGCUUCCAGGUGCCCUUGCCAGCAGUCCUAUCCUCGUUCGUGACCACGGCGAAGGAGACCUACAAGCGCUUCUGGCCGCCUGAGGCGCACGACAUGCUUCCGGCGAAGAUCCCCGAGCCAGAGGGUGUCCAAAGCGCAACUUUAGCAGUGCAGAGGUCUCGGGCCAAAACCGGGCACCAAGACGAGGAGCGAUCUCUGCCGCUGCGGCGAUCCCGCUCCGUCGAGGCCAGGCAGAAGACGCCAGGCGGCCGCAUGAAGCGUCAGGACAGCGAGACGGGACCAUCUGCCUUGCCGAACCAUCUGAAUCAGGUCACUGCAGCUUUUACUGCCGCUGUCGAAACCCGGAGCAGCCAGGUUACGACUCUGCAGCGCUGCGUGCAUGGCAUCUCGUUGUCGGUUAACUUUGAGGACGUCGGCUCGCUCAUCGCGUACGCUCUCCUGAGUGAGAAGGCUGCAGAGCAGAUGUCCUCCCAGUGGAGUGCACUGUGGGGGAAAUCCCAUUGCCCCCUAGCCGACGCUGGCACGGAAUGCUGUUUUCGCUCCUUUCCGAGCUGCCUUCCACGGAGAGCUCCCAGCGGCAGGCCCUCGCCUGUCUCGGGCCGCACCAGUGCUCCAGAGGCUCGCCCGACUCUGUCAGAUUCGGCCAUGGGGGUGCUCAAGGACAAGAAAUGGAAGAGGCCUCAGGACUUGCCGAAUGCGAUUCGCUAUGAUUGGGAGCAGGACAUGGACAAUGCCGGACUUCGGACCAUCCUCAACACUCCCGUGCUCAAAGAGCCUGUCAAGGUAGAUUUCGAAGACAAGCAGGCAAAGUACCACGUAGCCAUUCAUUUUGCUCCCCACUACCAUGCACUGCGCCAUUGGAUCUGUGGCGACGAUCUCAAUUUCGUCCGAUCCUUGCAGCACUGUAAUCCGAUUCAGACAUCUGGUGGGAAGUCUCGUGCCACAUUUCUGAUGUCCCACGACAAGCGGUUUCUCCUCAAAGCCAUCAACGAGUCGGAGUUCAAGAAGCUAAACAGCGAGGCCGAGAACCUCUUCUGGUACUUCGACAAGGUGCUUUUCGACAAGUGGCCCUCGGUGCUGACGCAGGUUAUCGGGCUGUUCUCUGUCUCGGCAAAGAAGGGAACGCAGAAUUACAAAGGCUAUUAUGUGGUGCAGCAGAACCUUCGAUAUAGCCUUCGUGGCACCUGGGCCUUCAUCUUCGAUCUCAAGGGCACUGGAAAAAAUCGCCGUGUCCAAGCCACGGAUCUCGGGGAGGAGCCGGAAGCCCAGGAGUCUCCAAGCGGCAGCAGGGCCCCUGAGGAUGAGAACACCGAGCGCGACAGGGCGGGGAAGGUGUUUUGGGACCAGAACUUUCGGGAGUGGACCAAAGGCAAGCCGCUGUGCCUUGUGCCGUCUGACCUUACAUACCUGGAAGCUGCGAUCUUCAACGACACCACGCUUCUUUCGACCCGGGAUUUGAUGGAUUACUCCCUGCUUUUGGCAGCGGUCCCCCCAGAGCCGGGGGCAACUGCGGGCCGCUUGAUCUUGGGCAUGAUCGACUAUCUCCGUGCGUUCACCAUUGACAAGAAGGUGGAAAGUGCCGUGAAGACUGCACUGGCGCCGACACCGUCGGAGCAGCCCACGAUCAUCGCUCCCAAGGACUAUGCCGCUCGCUUCAUGCGUGCAAUGAGCACCUACUUCGUGGCAGACUGCCCAGAGGCACGAGCUGUCCUUCUUCGUGGCGACGUGCUGCCAGAGCUGCAUGCGGCCAUUCGUGGGUCGGUGGAUGUGGCAGCGAUCAGCCGGCUGCUCCAGCUUUGCGGGCAGCGCAAGUGGCUGGACGAGGUCGUCGCGAUUCAGGCGGCCGUGCAAGACCUCGAACCCUCGGAGCUUGAGAUACCGGCCCCGGUAGUCAGUGGAUUCACCAACGCCGCUGCGAGGUGCCUGUCAGGCUUGCGCUUGCAGCGGGAUGCCCGGACAAGCAAAUGCGCUGAGGUCCUGGACCGAGCGCGCUUGCUGUGGCAAGUGUGGGCUGAACACUGGCAAGAAGGAGAAGCCUGUGUCGGCUUUGACACUGCCCUGGCUUCGGCUUUGCUCUUGUGUGAUGUCGUGCGGAGCCCGACUGCGCUGGUUUGGGCUGAGGAGAUCUGGGAGCAGGCGAAGGCUCAAGCGGUGCCGAGGACGGUAGACUUGUACCUCGCCAUGCUGAGCAUACUCGAGUGGCAUCGUAGAUACGACGCUGUGGACGGCAUGCUCCUUCAGGACAUGGUCGAGGACGGGCUGACGCCGAACGAGGAGGUUCUGGAGGGGCUCGUCGCGCUCGCCUCCAACCGCAAGGAUUGGGAGCGCACAGAUCUUCUGUGGAAUUUUCUCGUGUGCAGCCAUCACGUGCAACCCACGCCAUCAGAUGUGCACCUGCAUUCCGGAUGGAACCUGCAAUCGCUCUACCAGAAGAGCUACGCCGUACAUGCGGAAGCUCACUUGUUGGCUGGGCGCCCUGCCAGUGCUGCCGCCAUCGUAGAGGAUAUGCUAGACGCCGACGUUGGCCCAAUCACUCCUGACACGGUUGCUGCUUACAUGCAGAUGUUGAUCGUGAUUUGUCACUCCGAUCCGACAUCCUCGAACAUGGCACGCUUGAGAGCAGCGAUUGAACUCGCGGAAGGCCUCCACACCACCGGGCUGGCAGCCAAGGAGCUGAGCAAACUCAAGAAGGUUGCCGUGUUGCUGAUGGCGGACCCAUGUGCACUGCCCUUUCGCCAAGUACUGGUCUCGCGAGCAGCGCAGCGGAGUGUCAUGAAGGGCUGGCGCAAUGCGCGUGGCGGCAGCUGCUAUGCGCGUCUGUAA